AUGGCUGGCAUCCUGGCCGGCGCCGACUCGCCAAUCUUGGGCUUGUCCGGCAUGAUGCAGCAUCAAGAGUUCGGUCCGGCUGCUGGUACAGGCAUGGGAAGCCUCGUAGGAUGCGGCACGAGCUUCAGCGCUACUGCUUUGAGCUACCAGACAAGCGUGCCAGCUCCCAUGUACAGAUAUAUGCCGAGUCUUGACUUCCAGCAGACGGACGGUACCUUGAAUCCCGGAAGAUCGUUUCGGGAGGAUCUGUUUUCCGCAUCUCCUCCGCUGGCUGCCCAAUCAGGAUCGGAUGCCAUCACCCCAGGAGGUGGCUUUGAUUCGUCUUGUCUGCAGCAAGACGCCCCCCAGCCACAUAUCAUUGUACCAGACAGCCAAUCGUCAGAGCAAGACGAUACGGAUAGCCUGCUUGCGCAUUUUCUGUUACAGGACGACACAGCAUUGAGUAAAUCUCUUCUAAUGAGUAUCCGCAAGCACAAGAUCACCCUCAAGGAUGUCGUGAGAAAAGGUCUUCAGUCAUUGGAAAAUGACUCGCAAACCACGACGAAACCAGCCAACGGCUCAGUACAGGGGCGCGCAUUUUACAAGCCUAUGCAAGUGCCGCUUCCCGACCUUCACGCCAACACAAUCCGCGUCACGCAAAUGUCGUUUGUAGCAGCUCUCCUGCACAACGCAACCAUGCUCGGCGUAACAGCCCCAGAGAUGUUUUCACUCGAGUCCGAGUCUCCCUUCUUCACAUCCAAGAAAGCACCAAGCGCAAGCACAGAAGGACUCGCAUUCACCGAUGUAAAAGACGACCUGAAGCCCACUCAGAACCAGCUCACACAGCGCCAUCACCCCUACAUUGACGCUCUUCCCUUUCGCGCUUUCCGUGAGCGCCUCAUAGCCUUGAUGCACGCUGAGCCGCCCAUCAUCAACAGGGAGGAGCUCUGCCACGACCUGCAGAAUGACGGAGUCAUUUGCUGGGGUUCCUUUGCCGGCGCCGGGACAGGGCACUCUGGCGCCCCCUGGGAUAUUCGAAGUUGGGAAGUACGGCCGUGGUUUCUGAAGAAGUACUGGAUGAUCACAGAGGGAGCUCAGGGGGAGAUGUAUCAGCAGGCGAGAUGUUGGUGCGAGCUGAGGGGAGAGGAUGUGCCGACAUUGUGGUGA
Molecule: messenger RNA, 1146 nt
Organism: Trichoderma citrinoviride
Lineage: Eukaryota; Fungi; Ascomycota; Sordariomycetes; Hypocreales; Hypocreaceae
Exons: 2
Coding region: 1-1146 (381 amino acids)
Source: RefSeq, a predicted model, not a curated record